AUGAAUCAAAAUUGUGAUAAGAACGAAGGCAAGCAGUUUCAAUUACCGUCGUUGCCGCCCUGGAAAACACCAAGGUUUAACAAGGUGAACUUCAACAAUUUUACCACACCGUUACGAAAAAGAUCGACAAGAAUAAUAAAUGAUGAUUCGAUGCCCAUAACAGGCGAAGUACUAGAGGAGAGAACUGGGGACAAUAUCUACGGAAUAAGCAUGGACGUAGAUGAAGUCGACUAUCUCAAUACCUUGAGCCACAUCGAGGAAGAAGAGGUGUACGAUUAUUCACCGUAUUGUGAACGCAACACUUUAAGAGAAAGUAAAAUUGAUAAUUUUUUGAAAGCAGAAAGGGCAGCACAUUGUCUUGUAUUUCACAAGGUAGGCCACCUGGACGGCAUAGACAGUUAUCGACCCGAUAUUGACGUAAUGUGUGGCGAAGAGGCCGAUGCAUAUGACAGUAACAACACAGAAAGCAAUGGGUCAAUGUUAUUAGAAAGUGUUCCUGGAUGCAGCAAAGAAGAUUUGGGGAGGUUAUCAAGGCGAGAAUUUGUAACAAGUUCGAAGCCUAGCAUGAGACGGUUGGAUGACAUAAUAAACCAUGAAACGAAUGCCUUGAAAAGUUUCUGGAACGACUCAGGAUUGGUCAAUUCACUCCAAAGUCAUCAUUUGCAUGAAGAGUACCUUCUUUUGCAAGAAGAAUUGAAGAAUGUGUACAAGAUUCAAUGCCAUGACAGAGUGCCAAUAGAAAGCCUGCGGGAUAAGUGCAGAAGACAUUAUAGCAACGAAGAUAGUUCGAUCCUCUGA
Saccharomyces paradoxus is the source of this 798-nucleotide messenger RNA. RefSeq names its product anaphase promoting complex subunit 9 (gene APC9). Bases 1 to 798 code for a protein of 265 amino acids. NCBI's taxonomy places the organism in Eukaryota, Fungi, Ascomycota, Saccharomycetes, Saccharomycetales, Saccharomycetaceae. Gene Ontology annotation, cellular component: anaphase-promoting complex. The transcript has a single exon. The record is from RefSeq and is a predicted model, not a curated record.